CAUUCUAUUUUGAUUCAGUCUAAAAUUCCAAUUAAACCAAACAAAAAACAAAAAAAAAUUCAACAAAAAAGAUAUAUAAAUAUUUUGGAAUAGCAAAAUUCGAAGUAUUUAAAUUGUUUUAUUUUGAGCAUGUCUUUUACAAAAGCCAUUGGAAACCAAAGAAAACAAAGGCCAAUGUCUGGAAGCAUAAAUUCAGCGCCCAAACCCAACAAUGCCAAAGUGCUGCGCCAGCAGCAGCGCAUCUUGAAGCAGAACUACAGGAACUCAGGCAAUGGCCAAUUUCGACGCGUUGAGCAUCGCGUCUGGCGUAAGACAAUCGUUGUGACCAAGCCCAAACCAAAGGACAGAGUGCCUCGGCUGUUCCGCGCCGAUCGAUUAACUGGCCUGCCCCUUGAUUACGAGCGCACUGUGUCGCGGAUCAUGUCAUACGUUAAUCCGCAGCACUCGCGGACGCCCAGUCCGGAGAAGGCUUUGGAGAAUCUGUUCUCCCAACAACUGGCUGGGAUUUUUGAGCUGUGUAGCAGGAACAACCAAUGUCCUCGUGCCAUGAAGAACCAAAUCCGUCUGAUGCUGAAAUCCUAUGGAACGAAGACCCCGCAGUGCAGUGGAGAGGCGGACAAUAGAAAUCUUUGCGAGUUUCACAGUGCUUGCACACGGGGCCCGACACCAAGGCCUGAAUUUCAAGCACCACCCACAUACAAAAGUAAAUUCAAUUACAACACCCUAAGGAUUCACACCACGUAGCAACUGGGUGCAGGACGGACACUGACUAUGUUUACGAACACAACUAUACUAUAUACUUGCCAGACAUUAUUGAAAUGCAUACCACGGCCUCUAGAUUAUCUUGUUAUAAAUGUCCGAACAUAUGCAAUGUAUAUGUCCAUAUAUUCAUAUGUAUAUACAUGCCUAUAUACAUACAUAUAUAUGUAUUCAUAUAUUCAAGUGCAAGUGCAUGUGGCAAUGGACAACAAAUGCGAUAAAUGCAUAGAUGGUAAAUGCCUAGCUUGACGUUAUGCAUACAUCUUUAAUCUUCAAAAGUACCCAUCGGCAUAAAAAAAAAAAAAAAAUAAAAUAAUAAUAAUAAAAAAAAAAAUUAUAAAAUAAGACUACGACGGUACCCGACGAAGGGUCCUUGAGGCAAAAAACGAAAAAAUAAUCUAUUUUAUGGAGAAACGACGGAGCACGCAAAUAGGGGAGCUGUCCAUUAUUUCCAUAUUAAUGUAUAAUCUGGAGCAGUCGAUAUACCGAGGUUUGAGACUGACUCUUAAAAAGGAACACAAUCGAUGGAGAAAAAGGGAAAUGGAUAUGGAUAGAUCAAGGUGGCUGAUUACCCGGCUGAUUACUACCGUUGUGUCUAUCAUAUGCAUUUUGAAAUAAAUCAAACUACCCUAUUUAGUGAGAAGUGAGAA
Messenger RNA from Drosophila mojavensis, 1409 nucleotides. RefSeq lists its product as uncharacterized. Lineage: Eukaryota; Metazoa; Arthropoda; Insecta; Diptera; Drosophilidae. The record is from RefSeq and is a predicted model, not a curated record. The coding region runs from base 130 to 744 and encodes 204 amino acids. The transcript has 2 exons.